AUGUUAAACAGAAACAAAAUUUCAUUGGUAUCACGAAAUUCAUUGGUACUGAUCCCGAAGACCAUAAUGACAAUUUCUUUUUUGAUCCAUUCUUUUCAGAUUGCUCUUCUCGGGAUAAUAUUCAACGUCCUAGCAUUACAUACAGUGCGCAUGAACCCAGCACUCAGAAGCUCUUUUGGACUCCUUUGCCUUUCACAUUGUAUUGCUAACCUCGGCGUGAUGAUCGUAUUCAUAAGUUACAUAAUGGCUAGCCAGAUAAGAACUGCAAGCAUGGCUACUGAACUGCCUGGAAAAAUAUUUGGGCAGCUGAUCAUGUUCUUCUGGGACGUAUGCGUCUACACUCAUCUGCUUAUAUCAGUCAAUCGACUCAUUGCAAUUUCGAUGCCUUAUCGUGCGAAGCAUGUUCUUGAAAAGAACUGUACACUCUGCUUCAUUGCUGUGGUUUGGUUUAUCGCAUUCUGUCAUGUGGUCCCGUAUUUCUGGGUCGAUUCGUGCUACGUUGUCUUCGAUACGCAGAACUGGGUAUGGACAUUUGCUGAUACAAGGUGUGGCUAUGUUAUUUCAACAUAUACAGACCUCUAUACUGGCUGCACAUGGUGCGCAGUUAAAAUAAUGACUCUACAGCAGUCUCAAGGGUCUUGCACAACGAACCCUCUGCGUCAGUCACGAAGAAAGGUUGAAGUUCGAUUUUUUUGUCAAGUGAGUUUCCUUUUCCUUAUGUUGUAA
Haemonchus placei is the source of this 726-nucleotide messenger RNA. The record is from the annotation of a GenBank genome assembly. Lineage: Eukaryota; Metazoa; Nematoda; Chromadorea; Rhabditida; Trichostrongylidae.